Molecule: messenger RNA, 180 nt
Organism: Prunus armeniaca (apricot)
Lineage: Eukaryota; Viridiplantae; Streptophyta; Magnoliopsida; Rosales; Rosaceae
Source: the annotation of a GenBank genome assembly
AUGAGUUGUUGGAGUUCCAAUGAAGUGGCCGGAUUCGGCCUCAAUACUGGUCCCCCCGGCGACUUCCGUAAUGUCUUCGACUACCACUUGAUCAUGGCCGACGGCCGUGUUUCGGCCGGGGCCAUUUUGCUCUUGUUGAGUGGCCGGAACAUUUUGUGGCUGAGUAUUUGUAGGGAAUGA